Molecule: messenger RNA, 1887 nt
Organism: Lolium rigidum
Lineage: Eukaryota; Viridiplantae; Streptophyta; Magnoliopsida; Poales; Poaceae
Product: flocculation protein FLO11-like
Exons: 3
Coding region: 1-1887 (628 amino acids)
Molecular function (GO): calmodulin binding
Source: RefSeq, a predicted model, not a curated record
AUGGCCGAAGAGGUGGUCAAAGAGGUUAACACUUCAACCCCUGCACAAGCUGAGUCCAAGAGAGAUAUUUUCCCGGUAAACAUUACUGGAAUUAUACAUGGCAACAGUAUUCCACCCUAUCUUAGGAGGAAGGAGAAGCCAGAUCCACAUUACCGCAGAGCAUCCACUGGCUCUUGCCAUGACACCUGCAAAUUUGGUACCCAUCAUUCCUCUGAAACUAAGAAAGACGGGCCUUCUCGUCCCUGGCGUCAGGACCGCGCCAAUGCGAGGCACGGAAAACAAGACCAGGCUGAACUCGUACCACCAGGAGGCAAAUCAGGAAAGAAGGACCCGGGGCCGAAGAUUGUUUCACAUGUAAACAAGGGCAGUGGCUCUGUUAAGCCUGGUUUUACCAAGCAAAAGCCACCACUGAAAGUAGUACCUGGUCAUUCUGAAAGCUCUCCGUGUAUAGAACUGCCGGAUGAAGUAUCUGAAGACAAGUGCCUGAUCAUGUCAUUCGAUGAUCGGUCAAACUGCGGAGAUGAAGAAUUGUCAGAGGGUGCUGUAAGCAUUGAUCUGGAAAUGCCAUUGGCCAUUCAGGACAAUGACGAGUCUGACGAUCAUUCACUUGUGGAUCAUGUGUCCGGUCAUUCGGCAAUUGAAUGUGUAAGUUGUGUAAGUUCAGAGAAGAGGAGUGAUCAGACUGUGAUGGCACCAGAGAAGCACAAAAAAAAAGAGCAUGAGACUAAACCAGAGAGUUUCUCUCGGGGAUCUGUAAAACCAAAGACGAAAGCAACAUCGACUGCAACUAGAAACACGGUGUCCAGCCACAAAACCGGAGUAAAGUCACAGCAGAAGGUUGCAGGCACAUCAGUUGAAAGCUCUGACAGACCAAGGACAAUAGCGAAAAGGGCAGAUGUUAGUGCUACUAGCAAGUUCAAUGGGGAUAAGAAACCGCAGUUGAUUGUGGCAUCAACUUCUCUGAAAUUGAAGGAAAUCAAAGCACCAUCACCAGCUAGUGCGACAGAUUCCAAAUCUACUAGGUUCUCAAAGCUGAAGGCUUUAGCAACCAAAAUUGCUCCAGCCCCAUCACCUACUUCAGGAAAACAGACAGGUAGAAAGAUGGCAGAGGAGAAUGUUGCAAGGAAAGAUUCUCUACUUGGCCAAAAAAAGGGAGAGGAGAAGGUUACAAUAUUGAGUCCACUGAAGCUGUCUCGUUCUAUAAACAUGUCAGCCAAGUCUCUUUUAAGCCCAAGGAUUAGAGCAGCCAAGAAAACAACUUCUGCUUCCCCAAUGAAGAGUAAGAAGGUUUAUGGGAUAGAAAGUUCUUCUGUUCACAAGGAGAAAAUAGUGAAGACAACUUCGCCAAAAAUACGAAAACCAGAUGUUAACAACAAAGAGAGGAAAUCUCACAAAGAAAAGGCUGUUGUUGUGAAAACUGAAGGUGCAGGAAGGCCAAUGCCAUCAUCCACAUCCUCAACCUCAAGCACCCUGAGGCAGUUACCUCGCAAGCUAACGUUUCGCCGAGCCAAGGUGCUAACUAAACUUGCUAGCAGCUCUGACAGCAAUAGUCCCAGACGAGUCCGGUUCAGGCCCGCAAAGGCUACUGAUGAUAGAAACAUAAGCAAAGAUCCCACCAGAGGAAGGGUCACCAGGAAGAGGGGCGCUGUAGCUUCUGUUGCAUCUAGAGAUUCAGGCGCUUCACGAGCUGAAGUCAUUGUCCUGAGGCAUCAGGACACCAAUGAGAAGAAGAGAGAGCAGCGAUCCUUAAACAAGGUUAUCAAGGAGACGGCAAACAGGCUCGUCGAGGCAAGGAAGAGCAAGGUGAAGGCACUUGUAGGUGCGUUCGAGACCGUGAUCUCCCUUCAGGAAAAGCAAGGCCGGUCCAGCUCCGUGAGCGUUUCCUGA